CAAAGAGGGGUGGAGCCCGUUGUUGAUAGCUCUGAAUAAAAAACAUUAUCUUUGUGUGGAGGUGUUGUUAACGCAUGGGGCAGACGCUGCUCACUCCAACAAAGUUGGGUGGUCGGCCUUGAUGAUGGCUGCCCAUGCCCUGGCGUUUAACGGCAGGAAUUGUGUAAGUUCUGACGAGAGAGCGAGCUCUUUGGAUACAAAAAUGUUAGAGUUGCUUUUGGGAAAGGGCGCCGAUCCUAAUCACUGCAGUGCAAAUGGGUUGACCGCUCUUAUGAUAACUGCUAAAAGGGGAAGAUUCGAUGCAGUGCGACUCCUGAUCCGACACAAGGCCAAUGCGGGCCACGAGGCUGAAGGCGGAUUAGAUGCGUUGAUACUGGCUACGCUGUUCGCUGACCGUAGCACAAUUCAAAUUCUUUUGAAAAAUGGCGCUUCUGUAAACACAUAUACAAAAGACGGGAUAACUCCGCUUUUCUUGGCCGUCGAGAAACGGGAAUAUGAGAUGGUAAAAAUGUUGGUAGAUGAAGGGGCUUGCUUGUAUCCUGGUCGCAACAUGUUCUUGAACCCCAUCAUCAUGGCAGCAAAACACGGGCGGAGCAAUCUCAUCGAAAUGUUUAUGGCCCGUGAACGAGAUGAAGCUAAUGAAGGUGAUAAAGAGGACAUAUUAUUCAAUGCUCUUUUCAUGGCAUCAAAAAACGGACACUUUGACACAGUGGACGUCUUCUUGCGUCUUCGGGUAGUAAACAUCAACUGUAGCAACUCUAUCGGGUGCACACCGCUAAUGAUAGCAUCUGAAAACGGUCAUAUAAGAACCGUUGAGCUACUUCUCAGUUACGGAGCAUACGUCCACGCAUUGAACAACAAAGGAGUUUCCGCCGCGGGAAAAGCUGUCGAGAAUGGACACGAAGAUAUAGCUCAGAUGCUGGAGAAGUACGUAUUCAAUAUAACUCCUAAAGCUGAAAAAUAUCCCUGUUAUGAUUUCACCAGCCUGCUUGUGAAAAAUCCUAGUGACUCUGACUCGGGUGAGUUUAACUUUGAAAUAAUCUUUUUUUGUUUCCCUCCACAAAUUGGUUUAUAAUUUCUACGACUGCGUGUCAAAAAUGCUAAUUAGCUGUGUACUCUAAACCAAAUCGCAAUUGUUAGUUUACACUUUACACAUAUAUAUAAAAUAUGUGGGACAUUGAUGAAUAUGUAUGUUAAAAGCAGCAUCGUGGCUAUAAUGUUUAUUUUAGUUCAGUUUCCAGUGAUUGAUAAACUCCCUUUAAACUUAAACAAUGAAUCCACGUCGCGAUGAACGAAACAAACUAAAUAAAAUGAGUACAGCAGGUCAGAUUCCUCGCCUCUCGUUGCAAAAGUUAAUGUUCAAAGCUGAACCAUGCCGAUAAAAAGCAGCACCCAUGGGAAGCUUGAAAGCGCCCCCCCCCCCCUUUUUUUUUUCCUCUCCCCUUUUUACUAUAUAGAAUCAAGUAUAUCAAGCGAAUGGGAUUUUAUCGUUUGAUUAAGUAAGUAUAGUCUUAUCUAAAGACGCUUUUGGCACCCCCCUGAUGUUGGUGCUCAGAGCGAGGGCAGCCUGCGCCCCCCCCCCCUGUCCACCCACCCUUUUCGCACUGCCUUGGUUUCACGUACCGGUUAGCUUCCGGGACAAGACAAGAGGAAAAUGUGUUGCUUUUUUUUCUGCAUUAUCAAAACCAUCUUCAACUCUUUAUUUGUUUUAGUUUAUACAGGCAGCACGAUAAGCUCCCAAUCCGGCACAUUAUCGGAAGGGGCCACAAGUUCUCAAGUCCAUACUACCACAUCGCAUGGCCUGGAAGAUAUGAUCUACAGCGUUCCCAGAAAGUGUUCGUAUUUAGGUGAGUCUGUCAUUAAAAUGUAUAAUAGAUUUUAAAAAUCUCGAAAGAAUAAUUUAUGUUCCCCUGGAAAACCCAGACAGUCGCGGAAACUGAUGUUGUACUUCCUUCACGAAAAUUUAUUACUAUAUAUAUUUUUUUUGUUCUUUCUUUUUUUUUAUUUUUAAAAACCUUUUGGUAGUUUUUAGCUAUUGUGAACGACAUGUUACCUUAUUUAUAGUCCGGCUAGACCAGCGGUUCUGAAAAUAUUUCGGACUUCUGGCUCCGUACGCUGGUCCUUAUGUAAACUUACUUUACCCAGUAAAAAGGAAGGAGGAACGUCCUUGAGAGAUAAAAAGUGUGAUCUACUAUAUAAAGCUCAGCGUGAGUUUGUUUGUGAAUGGGUUGAUUAAUCAGGAGAAGAACAAUCCAUGGAGCGCAACGUAAUUUGACAUGUUCACCCUUACAUACAGAUUGUUCUGGGAAAGUUUGGGCAUAAUUCCCUUAUCUCAAAAGCUGUAAUUUAUAAAAUCGUAAAAUUGUAGAGGUUAAAGAUUUGAAAAAAAAAAUUUGUUUUAUAUCCAAAUGACUUCGAGGAACAUUUAAGUUAAGUUAUUUUUAGAGUGUAGGCAUGUUUAAUAAGCCGUUGUUGAGAAUGGUGCGCUUUCAAACAUUCAUAAAGGAAGCUUCUCGGUGCGCUUUCAAACAUUCAUUAAAGGAAGCUUCUCGGUGCGCUUUAUUUAGGUGCAAGCACUGUAAAUAAAGCUUAAUGGGAUGUGUUUUCAAAAAGUGGUACAUUAGAAUUAUCACAUAGUUUAGGGGCUUGCAAAGAAGGUGGUUUUGGUACCUACGGAUUUACAGUUAUGUUUUUUUACAUUUUUAUUACCAACUUUAUUAUAUGGUGGCUGUGUGUGUGUGUGUGGAAGGGAGACUCGUAAGUUUGUGAUUAAACCCUAAAUCAGCAUUUAGUAACACUACCCCUCUGACUGGAUGGGUGCAUUUUAUGAGGGUAACAAUAUUUUAAAGAUCUAAUUUGUUACACAUGGAACAAUUUCAUUCCAAAUUAGAUUACUCUUUUAUAAUUAAAUUAUAUAUAUGUUGUACAUUGAUUAUAAGCUUCUUAAAUACAAGACAAAAUAAGUUAAUGACUAACUUGUAUCAUUGACAUCCGAUAAUUUAAAGGUAAGGUUACAGUGUCAAAACUUUGCUCUGAAUAAAAAUCUCGAGAGAAAAAUAAUUUUCUACCAGAUGAGACGUUUCAGGUGAGGUUCUGUCAUAGCAAGUAGAUCACACACUCUGAACCAGGAAAUAAGACAAAUGGCUGAUGCCAUCCCAAUCAGAUAGUAUAUGGCUCAACAACAAAUUAACAGCUUUAAACACCUGGUUAGAAUACAUGUCAAGAAACUUGCCUUGCAAGUACGAUGGCAGGCACUCUGUACAGUGGCAGGCACUCUGUACACUGGCAGGCACUCUGUACAGUGGCUGGCACUCAGCACAAUGACAGACACUCCAAUUUCUGAGGAUAUUAACUGAGAAGGGAUGGGCCCCGAUUUCAAUGUUUACAAGAAUUAUUAUAAAUGUGGCCUUUUAUAAGAGGACAUUUAAAUUUUAAUAGCUACUUUAGUGAAGUGUUUUUGACAACGUAUUUAUUACUUAUAAUGCUUUAUAAAAAUUUGUCCCGAAUAAGAACCCUAGAAAAGCCGGGUAUAUUGGCUAGUAUAAGAUAAAAUUUAUUGAAUAUUAAAUUCUUACAAAAAACAACAAAUAGAAACAUUGUUUUGAUUACAUCGUAAAUAUUUAUUUUCUACACACUAAAUAUAUAAAAAAAGACAUAGACCUAAAAUAGCCCAUAAUGUUAGAACAGUUUUAAACUACAGUGCAGCACCGAUUUUUUAAACUAAUUGGGACCAGGGAGAUGAUCAAAUAACAUAUUUUCAGAUAACUCAACAGUCUCAUUGAAUGGUUCUGUUUAAGAAGUUAGUGGAUGCAAUAGAAUAUAUUUUGACUUUUAAAACACAGAGUGGUAUAUUGUUGAACAGCGUAUUAGCCAUAUACCGCAUUGUUUAUGGGGUCAGUCAGCUGAUUUGUGUAAAAAAACAAACUUAAGUGCUGGAAUUUUUUAUCUGCGAAAACCGAAAAAUAGGGUCUGCCUCAGUUUCGUUUUCCAUUGGAUGUCCAACGUGUUCCUAGUCAUGAGAAGUGAGCGUGUUGUCACUCUACAAACACGACCCAACCACAACAAAGUAUCCCUUACCUUUAACACCUGCAAUGGUUGUCAACGUAUGCUAGGAGGCGUGCAGACUUUACAACAGCUAGCCAACAGAUCUGGUGGGAGUGUAUACCAUACUCUCUUGGUAGGUCCAGAGGGUGCACUGAAGGAGCGUUGAGAAGAAGAUGUAGAGGGGCGUAGGUGCAACUCAGCUGCCUUGCCCUCAGACCGCUGCUGUUCGGGAAUGCCUCGCAGGGCCCGUAUAAGUUGAGGGCGAUGUGUUUUCAUGGCGUCGCAUCACGUCUGCGAGCUCUGUUUGUAAAAGAAACACGAAGGCAGCCACCAUCGAAAAAAGCGACACAGUUGGAAAUCUGUUGACUGUCUCGGCGAGGAGCGUGAUGAGAGUUCAGCAGGCUGAUCAUUGCUUCCACAUUUCUUUUGUUUGAUUUAUUGAAGGCCUUGGAUCUGCUCAUUAUGUCCUUGAAGCAGUCUUUCAGCUUGGUAGUGUUCUUGCGCCGGCUUUGUUCAGUUUGGUCUCACCGCCUCCUCUGUGAGUCUCAAUUUUCUCUUCGCGGCGAGUUCUUGACUUCAUUUUCCUUUUCUCUACACUGCCCGUUGCACUUUUCUUUGUCAUAAAGGAUUGUAGUCAAUUAUUUUUUUGAUCCGAUAUGAGUUUUUGCUCAUCAGUACAGUAACAUAUAUUGCCCAUAUAUAUAUAUAUAUAUAUAUAUAUAUAUUAUUUUUUAUUUUUUUAUUUAUUUAUUUAGGCAUUUUUAUAUAGCGCUUACCAUAAAGCUCUAAGCGCUUUACAAUUAUAAAAAAAACAUGUAAACUAAGUAUAAUAAAAAUGAGACACUAGGAUAGUAACUACUAUAUUAUAGAAACAAUGAAAAUGGCUAUAAAACGAGGACACUUUGACAAGUUUUGGCCUAUACUUCAGGAUCAACCUGAAACAGAAAAUGAGGCAGGGCAAGGAGGGUGCAUCACAGGUCAUAGGCGGACCUAAACAGAUCAGUUUUAAGGGACUUUUUGAAAAUGGACGAGGUUUCACAAUGACAGAUAUAUAUAUACUUAUAUAUAAUAACUAGCAAAAUUUGUCGCACAAAGAAAAUAUUUAUUUUAAAAACAAAUUUGAUGCAUAUGAUGUUUAAUUUUUUUUUAUUUCAGAAAACACAUUAGAUUCAUGUUUUAAAACAUUCAAAGCUUAACGAUAAUUUUAAUAAUUGUAUAUUUUGUUUUCUUAUCGUUAUCCCAUUAUAGGAAAAGCCUCAGGUGUGGUCCCCCCCCCCCAAAAGCAGACUAUGUGGUAGAGUACGAAACCACUGACGCUGCAGUUGAUGUGUCAGAAAGGAAACCAAAAGGACUAUCUACGUAUUAUAUGAAACUAGAACUUUGACCCGUUAAAAAAGGAAAGCUGAUUUUAAAAAAAAAAAAAUCUUUGAAUAUUUGUAUUACAAAACAUUCACCCAGACCUACGACAUGUACCACAUUAAUUAAUUAACCCUUUUUGUAAGUGGCAGACCUGUCUCCUCCCUUUUAUAUUAAACCCCCAGUCAUCACUGUUUUUGUUUUAAUAACCCCCCAAGUUUCUAUGAUCACUAUUUUAUUUCAUAAUUUCUAUACCAUCG
This is a messenger RNA of Lymnaea stagnalis (great pond snail), 5660 nucleotides long. The record is from the annotation of a GenBank genome assembly. Lineage: Eukaryota; Metazoa; Mollusca; Gastropoda; Lymnaeidae.